Molecule: messenger RNA, 1990 nt
Organism: Vitrella brassicaformis
Lineage: Eukaryota; Vitrellaceae
Source: the annotation of a GenBank genome assembly
CUCUACGCUGUAGAAUUUUCUCUAUUUGGUUUCUCAACAGGUAUUUCGGCAAUCGUCGCCUCAGCUAAUGGAUUCGGAAGGGAGUUUUGCCACCAAGAGCAUCCAUGCCGGCUCCAAGCCUCGCGUGAACCACUCCAUGGUCUGUCCCAUCUUCCAGAGGUGAGCACACGGCUGCAGCAAGACACCCAUGCAUAGAUCUGCACAGAUCAUUCAUCGUGUGGGUCUGUCUGCUUCCAGCGCCACUUAUGAGCAACCGUCGCUGGAUCAGAGAUACGAGGACAUCAAGUACCUGCGGCUCAACAACAGCCCCACACACGAGCACCUGGAUGCCAAGAUCGGCCAGCUGGAGAAUGGAACGGCCUUGGUCCUCAGCUCGGGUAUGGAAGAUACGACCGGCACUCACUGAAGUGUAUGUGGUGCUGUCUGCCUCAGGUAUGGCGGCCAUUACGACGUCGCUGCUGGCUUUGUGCUCGUCGGGGGAUCACAUCCUGAUGCAGGACCCUUGCUAUGGCGCAUCAACUGUUUUCGCCACUCACGACUUGACCAGGUUUGGCAUGGACGUCACCUUCUUCAACAGCUUCGACGUCCAGAGGUGGGUACACACGCAAUCAAGCUGCUCGCGAAUUGACAGGCCACUGCUCGCUUCCCCCUCCUUGCCGUCCGUCAGUAUCGAUGAGGUGCUGUCGCUGCUGCGGCCCUCCACCCGGGUGAUCUACGUCGAGUCGAUCGCCAACCCCCUCACGCGCAUCCCCAACAUGCCGGUCAUCAUCGAGGCGGCAAAGCUGUUCGGCGAGCGGCACGGCACACGCAUCAUCACCAUGAUCGACAACACCUUCGCCACGCCCUACAACUUCCGCCCGCUGGACUGCGGAAUCGACGUGGUGCUCCACUCGGGCACCAAAUACUUGAACGGCCAUUCCGACAUCUGUGCAGGUACACCAAUCACAUCGAUGGCAUGUGGGAUGGAUGGAGGGAAGGGCGAUCGUCAUUUCCUUUUCUCUAUCUUACUUACUGCUGCGUGCCGUGCAGGUGUGGUUGUGGUGCGCGACAAGUCUCUGAUGGAGAAGAUACAGACCAUGGCGACACACCUCGGGCCGUGCCUUGACCCCAACUCGUGCUUCCUUCUCGACCGAGGCCUCAAGACCCUCCCACUCCGCAUCCAGCAGCACAAUGACAACGCCCUCCGACUCGCACAGUUCCUCGAGAGCCAUCAAUCCGUUGCGAGAGUCAACUAUCCAGGUCGGCCACACCCACACACAACCAUGCCUCCUCUAUCGCUCCCUCAUCUGUGUGUGCAGGCCUCGAGAGCCACAAGGACCACGCCAGGGCCCUGUCGCUCUUCACUCCGCACCAAAGUCAUCACGGCAAGGUCACCGACGGCACGGCCAAUGGCACAGACGGCCAUGGGUCAUCCGUAGGGUGCGGCGGCAUGCUGUCGUUCGAGCUGGCCAGCGCAUCCCUCGAAGCAGCUGGGAGAUUCGUUUACGCGUUGCAAGUGGCGACGAUGGCGCCGUCUCUGGGGUCUGUCGAGACACUUGUGACCAUCCCUGCACGAUCUUCGCAUGCCGGUGCGGUGAGGGGGUGAAAGCCGGGAGGAAGGAAGUUCUCGCGCCCUCUGUCUUAUGUGCGUGUGUCAUAUGCAGGCCUGUCUGCUGAGGAGCGUCAGCGAGCGGGUGUGUCGGAGUCGCUCAUCAGGGUCUCGGUCGGAUUGGAAGGCAUCGAGGACCUCAUCGAGGACUUUCAGACGGCGCUCAAGCAAGUGUAGGUCGCCGGUGGAAUGGACGAAUCGGUGGAGGGAGGGGUGUUUGGCCAAGAGGGCCAAACGCGCGAGAUAUUUGAGUUUUUGCUGUUGCCAUGCUGCGUUUUGUUUGGUCAAUCCAUGUGUGUGCAUUGCAUGAUUGAUGAAUGGCGAGACGUGUUUGUCUGUGUGUGGACGGACGGCUGACACGGCGCCGUGUGGACAAAUGAUUCAACCAUCGUGGCCGGUGCG